GGAAGCAAGUUGCUUGAAUCAGACACGACAUCCAGCUGCGCAGACUUCAGGAAAACCAUUCAGCAGACUUCAGCAGAGAUGGAUCAAAUGGCUUGGCUCUAAAAACCUUACCCAGAGCAGCAGUUUGCAGCGGCCAUUUCAAAGAAACCAUCACAAAGACAAGAGAAAGAUCAGAGAAGCACCCACUCCCAAGAUGCUGCCACCCUGCCUUCUGAGAAGAGCCAUCUUUACAGUUCCUUUAGUUUUUGUGGUUGUACUACUCUUCAUGGACCCUGUUAGAGCUGAUCAAGAAGCAGGAACAGCCAUACCAGCUGAAAGCCGUCCCUGUGUUGAUUGCCAUGCAUUUGAGUUCAUGCAGAGGGCUCUGCAGGAUUUAAAGAAGACAGCAUAUAACCUAGACACGCGGACAGAAACUCUGCUUCUUCAGGUGGAAAAGAGAAAUCUGUGUGACUGUGUAGCUGCCAAUCUACUGAACUGAAUCUUGGAGGCCACCAAGGAGAGUCACCUGUUCAUCAGUUUUUAAAAUGCAGCUGUAUAAAAUACAGCUUUAUGGAAUUCAUGUUGCAAGCAUGUAUGCCCCAAUGUACUGAUGAAAUUGGGGGCCUGUGUCUUAUGUAUUUGUCUGCUGUGUAUAUUUUUAAAAAGUACCCUCUUUUUUUCACACUUGCUGGAUUGCCAGUAAUGUCUCAAUUCAAUAAAUCUAUUACUUAAUAUUAGAGUGGGGGGAAAAUGUACCUGCUUUGAUUUUUAAAUCAGAGUUUGCCAAGUGUAACCCACAGGAUAAAUUUGGCCAACAGUGCUGUAGAGACACUUGCAGCUGUUUUUUGUCUCCAAUAUGAACAUAUCUCUGUGGUAACUUACCCAGUUAUAUUGAGACAGGACACUGUGGUCUCUGUAGGCUUUGCUUGUGUAUUAAAGAUGAUAGAAGUCCUUUC
Molecule: messenger RNA, 935 nt
Organism: Lepidothrix coronata (blue-crowned manakin)
Lineage: Eukaryota; Metazoa; Chordata; Aves; Passeriformes; Pipridae
Product: neuropeptide-like protein C4orf48 homolog
Exons: 5
Coding region: 194-478 (94 amino acids)
Source: RefSeq, a predicted model, not a curated record